Prosopis cineraria is the source of this 1174-nucleotide messenger RNA. Its product is annotated as zinc finger protein ZAT5-like. The transcript has a single exon. Lineage: Eukaryota; Viridiplantae; Streptophyta; Magnoliopsida; Fabales; Fabaceae. The coding region runs from base 273 to 1058 and encodes 261 amino acids. The record is from RefSeq and is a predicted model, not a curated record.
CCCCUCUCCCAUAUAUAUAUAUAUAUAUAUAUAACUCUUCACUCUACACCUUUUCUUCUCACUUCUCUCUCUCUCCCCCUCCCUGGGCGCACAAACACUUACAUACACAUAUAUAAGUCUCUUUCGUCUCCGCGCGAGCUUGCUAACAUGGAAGGUGCGGAGGAAUUGGAGCUCGCGGGGCCGUCUAAAAGCCAUGCCUCCGUACGCACAUCGCCAAGGGCAAGCGUACCAAGAGGCACAGGCCCUCCUCGCCCUGUGCUGUUGUCGCGGCCAUGGCCUCUAGCUCAUCAAGCGUCUCUGGCGAACACAUCAGCGCCGGAGGAGAUUACGGCUCCAUCUCGUCCACCACGACCACUCAUAAUUAUGAUGAGAGCACCGAGGAAGAGGAAGACAUGGCUAACUGCUUAAUUCUCUUGGCCCAGAGCGGGGAUUCUCAUCAUCUCAAGCACCGACCUCAAUCUCAAGUCGCCAGAACCCAUCCGGGAGGCAGCCGGAGAUUCGUCGAGACGCCCACCGUCACUGCCGGUGCCGCUCAAGUCGGUUUGUUCGUGUACGAGUGCAAAACGUGUAACCGCAGCUUUCCUUCGUUUCAAGCGCUGGGCGGGCACAGGGCAAGCCACAAAAAGCCUAAGCUGACGUUAGAGGAGAAGAAACAGCCGCCGCCGCCGCCAAUACCGCCGCAACUUAUCAACAGUUAUGGGAUUGAAGAGGGUCGGAUAAAAAGCAGCCCCCAGAUUUCUCUUCAACUAGGCAGCAGCAUGAACGGAGUCGCAUCGAUCAACAAGGCGAAGAUUCACGAGUGCUCCAUAUGCGGGUCCGAAUUCACGUCUGGGCAGGCACUGGGGGGCCACAUGAGGAGGCACAGGGCAUCCAUGACCGCUGGCGCGCCCCAGGGGAGUCAUGACAUCGCUGCAGCUGAAGUGAAGCCAAGAGUGCUGGCGUUGGAUCUAAACCUGCCGGCGCCGGAAGAGGAUCAGCGGGAUUCCAAGUUCGAGUGCAGAGCGAAAGAAAAACCACUGGUGCUGUCCGCUCCGUCUCUGGUGGACUGCCAUUAUUAGGCCAGGGGGAAGAGAAAAACAAGUUAUAAUUAAUUAUUGUUUAUCAGGGAGGUUAAUGAUGGAUGAAUGUGAAUUAUUAGCGUUAUUUAUAAUUUACAAAUACCCGUAACUAUGGA